ACUAGAUCAACUGUCAUCUUCUCGAAUUAACCAGAGAAAGUUGUAGACAACCACAAUAAGAAAUUGCCUUUCCCUUUCCUUUUCUCCAAUACUCUCAGUCUCUGAUUCGUCCUGUGAGCUCGAUUCCUGAGGAGGAAGACGAUGGCGGCGUACAGAUGGAAGUACUUCGAGGAGAACGAAGACCGUCCCGAAAAACCUCGAAGCUAUGGCGUCACAGAAAUGAGAGGCCCCCAUUACUCGCUCUUGAGCCAAAACGUCCUCCAAGAUAUUUUUGAGUCCAUGGGGCAGUUUGUUGAUGGUUUGAAGUUUUCUGGAGGUUCCGACAGCUUAAUGCCGAAAUCGUUUAUCAAAGAAGUGACUGAUGUUGCUCACCAGCAUGAUGUAUAUGUCAGCACCGGCGAUUGGGCUGAAAAUUUGCUUCGAAAAGGUCCAUCGGCUUUCAAAGAGUAUGUGGAGGAAUGUAAGAGCUUGGGGUUUGACACAAUCGAGCUGAAUGUGGGAUCUCUUGAACUUCCUGAAGAAACUCUUCUGAGAUACGUGCGCUUGAUUAAGAGCGGUGGUCUGAAAGCGAAGCCACAGUUUGCGGUCAAGUUUAACAAGUCCGACAUUCCUGUAGGUGAUCGAGCAUUUGGAGCCUACGUUGUUCCAAGCCCACGAUCAUCUGAAUUUGUUGAAGAUGUUGAUCUUCUGAUUAGAAGGGCUGAGAGAUGCUUAGAGGCUGGGGCCGACAUGAUAAUGAUCGACGCUGAUGAUGUCUGUAAACAAGCUGACUCAUUGCGGGCAGACAUAAUUGCGAAGGUUAUUGGGCGUCUGGGGGUUGAGAAGACCAUGUUCGAAGCUUCAAAUCCAAGAACAUCAGAGUGGUUCAUCAAACAAUAUGGUCCAAGGGUGAAUCUCUUCGUGGACCACUCCCAUGUGAUGGAUCUCGAGUGCCUCCGGGGACGCAACUUAGGUAAAAAUCAUGCAUCUGUGCUGGGUUCCUCUUAUUUUCUGUUUUAAAACUUUUUAUAAUUACAAAAAUGGCGAGAACCAAAGGUGUGGUAAUGUGUGGAAACAUCACCAUUGUCCUGUUGAAAUCGCAUAUGUAUGUGUUCCUCCGGUGCAUGUAACGUUAUCGAAGUACCUUAAAUUUGGUCAUUUUUGCAGUAAAUUUAUGUUGGGGUUUUUGUGUAA
This is a messenger RNA of Pyrus x bretschneideri (Chinese white pear), 1173 nucleotides long. Its product is annotated as protein HEAT-STRESS-ASSOCIATED 32. Bases 142 to 999 code for a protein of 285 amino acids. The transcript has 5 exons. The record is from RefSeq and is a predicted model, not a curated record. NCBI's taxonomy places the organism in Eukaryota, Viridiplantae, Streptophyta, Magnoliopsida, Rosales, Rosaceae.